Molecule: messenger RNA, 840 nt
Organism: Dendroctonus ponderosae (mountain pine beetle)
Lineage: Eukaryota; Metazoa; Arthropoda; Insecta; Coleoptera; Curculionidae
Product: muscle-specific protein 300 kDa-like
Biological process (GO): nuclear migration
Cellular component (GO): cytoplasm; meiotic nuclear membrane microtubule tethering complex; nuclear outer membrane
Molecular function (GO): actin filament binding
Source: RefSeq, a predicted model, not a curated record
CGAGGCGGGGAGACUGUUGUGUCCGCUGUGCACCAAGCGAAACUGGGCCCAACUGGAGAACGACCUUUGGCGGCUGGAAAAGUGGCUGAAAGUGGCCGAGAGCACGCAGAAGACGCGCCGACCGCCCCCGGCCAACAUCGAGCAACUGGAGGACGUGAUCCAGGAUCAGCACGAGUUCCUGCUGGACCUGGACAGCCACAGGAGCAUCGUGAGGUCGCUGAACAUCGUCGGCACGCAUCUGGCCGACCACACAGAAGACGCGGCCAAAGCAGAGGAGUUGCGAGCGAGACUGGAGGCCGACAACAAGAGGUGGGACCAAAUUUGCAGAGAGGCGGCCGCCUGGCAGGUGCAGCUUCAACGGGCCCUCAUGGAUAAUCAGCAGUUCCACGCGAUGCUGAGCGAAUUGUGCAGCUGGCUGGAAAGGAACGAGCGCAAAAUCAAGGCCUCAGAACCGGUGGAUCUGACAGCGCCGGAAGCCACCAUCGAGAAGAAGUUCCAGAACUUCCUGGAGCUGAAAGCUGAGCUGGAGCGCUGCGAGCCGCGCGUCCUCAGCCUGCAGGAGGCGGCCAAUCAGCUGCUUCGCGAAGAAAACGCCCCCGAAGGCUCGAGCCUUAUCUGCCAAAGGCUGACCGAACUAAGGCUAAAGCUGCAAUCCCUGAUAAGACUGACUGUUGUAUAUACGUUGAAGUUAGGAGCCGUAUUAGGCCGAGAUCCUAAUGAAAUAGGCAAGGCGAUCGCAGCUAGCUAUAGUUCGCCCUUGCAACCCCCCAGCUAUGACCUUUUGGACCAGCCUGAUGGGGACCGGCCAUCUACAUCGGCACAAGGCGAGCCCACUCACAA